This is a messenger RNA of Photinus pyralis (common eastern firefly), 1007 nucleotides long. It is a transcript of the gene Cpap3-e, whose product is annotated as protein obstructor-E-like. The transcript has 5 exons. Gene Ontology annotation, molecular function: chitin binding. Lineage: Eukaryota; Metazoa; Arthropoda; Insecta; Coleoptera; Lampyridae. Gene Ontology annotation, cellular component: extracellular region. The record is from RefSeq and is a predicted model, not a curated record. The coding region runs from base 45 to 878 and encodes 277 amino acids.
ACGACCGCAAAUUACGUAAGAAUGAUGAAACGACGCAGGUGCCGAUGAAGAAGAUCAAGGCCUCGUCUGUCCACCGAUUGAGCGGAGGUGAAAGUGUCGCUUCUUCAUAUUGUGUUCUGCAUCCGACGAAGAACCGCGUAAAAAUGAAGACUUGCUGUUCACUUUUCGUAGUUGCACUUUUUCUUCAGACCGGCGCUCAACAAAAUCCAUACUUCAACACGAGAAAUUCACCCCCAGCUCCAUCGAUCACAUGUCCCGAGAAAACUGGACGCUUUGCCACAUCCCAAUGUGACGCCUAUAUAGAAUGUGAGGAUGGCAAAGGUGAAGAGAAACUGUGCCCAGAUGGUCUCUUAUUCAACCCAGCCCUCGGCAUCUACCACCAGCCUUGCCAGUACCCGGUUGAGGUCGACUGUAGCGGAAGAGAGGCAACACAGCCGCCACAAAGCACGGAGGAAUGCCCGCAUCGGUACGGCUAUUUCCGCAUCGGAGACGCCGCCAACUGCGGCCAAUUCAAAAACUGCGUCGACGGACGCGCGUACGUCUUUGACUGUCCCGAGGGUCUCGCGUUCGACGAGCAAAGCUUGAGAUGCGACUGGCCCGACCAGGUGUCCAGCUGCGACGCGGAAGCCUACCUCGGAUUCACCUGUCCGCCGGGGGCGGCCCGGGGAGACUUCGACGAUAACAGCUACACGACGUUCAGAUCGGCGGACUGUCAUCACUACUACAUUUGCGUCAAUUCGCGACCGCGUCUUUACAACUGCGGCAAGGGACGCGCGUUUAACGAGCUGAUAAACGCGUGCGACGGGGCGGAGAACGUAACCGGGUGCGCGUCGGCGACGGAACGGCCGCAUUACACAACGAACGCUUUACGCUUUUAAAGAUUUGUGUUGAGUUCAGUUGUUGAGUCAGUUGAGCUUCAAAACACACGCUCACGCUUUCACGUAGAGUUGGUCUGGCGCAAUAUAAAGAGCAAUUUAAUUUCGUUAAUAAAUAUACCUAAUUUUUAA